Phodopus roborovskii (desert hamster) is the source of this 1261-nucleotide messenger RNA. It is a transcript of the gene CUNH16orf86, whose product is annotated as chromosome unknown C16orf86 homolog. Lineage: Eukaryota; Metazoa; Chordata; Mammalia; Rodentia; Cricetidae. The record is from RefSeq and is a predicted model, not a curated record. The transcript is spliced from 4 exons. Bases 269 to 1237 code for a protein of 322 amino acids.
CACUGGAGCAGUUUUACCGCCAACUGUUGCAAGGUGGUAGGAGUUGCUGUUGCUUGGCAACAAAUGGCUUCCUGAGGUCAGGGGUCAAUAACUUCGGCGAAAAGCCUUCUGGGGUUUGUAGUUCCAGAUGAGGAACUAUUAAGUCUCAGGUCUCAGCAGGAUCCUCACCUCCCAGCCGGUCUCCCCUACCAACACUGAGUCCAACCCUCUUCGGAGCCCGCCGUCUUCUCCUAGCAACCGUCAAGGGAUGCACUGAACCCACACAGUCAUGGCCUCAGCAGGGGCCAAGAGGCAGCCAGAAGCCCAGAAUGGGGCGACAAUAGGAUUAGCCCAGGUUGCAGAGAUCCCUGAGUGUCCAGGACCAGGAGAAAAGUGUCUGGUGCCCGCACAUGAGACCUGCAGAACCCUAGGUGAAGACAAGUAUUCAGUAGGACACAGCUUCGAGCCGGAGCUUCAGGAGGAAGGAAUAAACCGGGGAGAGGAAGGCAUCAAUCCAGGGGUGGAAACAGGAGAGGAGAGAGGACCCAAGCCUACAUCAUCCAUCGUGAGGCCCAGUCAUGGACCCAAGAGAAAACCUAUCAAGCCUCUUGUCCCAGGCUUGGGCACCCCAGCCCUCCCAGGCCCAGGCUACCAUGCCCACCCUAGGGCUGAAGCUGAACUGCCACCAGGGAUGCUGCUGCCGAAGGAGGAGCCAGAGGGCAGUCACAGCGAGUCUUCACUGUCUGCUAAACAGCACAAAAAAGCCAAGAAACGCAAGAGUGUAGGGGCCCCUGUGCCCCCGGCUGUAGCUGGCACAUCCACCCCUACGGAGACCCUGGGGCUGGAGCGAAAAGCCCAGCGCCUGCGGCCACUGUACCAAUAUAUCAACUAUUGCAACCCUGAGCUGAAUCAGGCAGGGGACGGGGAUAGAGAGUCAGAGGUGGAGCCCGAGUCGGAGUUGGCCCUGGCUCCUGAGGAGGCAGGUGUGGAGCAGCUGCAGUUGCAGGCCUGGCUGCCUGUGACAGGUGAGCUGGGCUUAGCCCUUGCUUUGCCCUGCCCUAAUACAUUAGUGCCACUCACUCACACUCCUCCUUCUCUAGGGCAGGAGCUUGGAGAGGAGCCUGGGGGGUUGUGUGGUCUAAGGAUGAGUGGCAGCCUCAAGGCUGAGGUCGAUAAGACAACCCAAGUGGAUAUUGACAAGAUGUUGAGUGUCUGUGCCGCUCCUCUUGUACCCCCCCUCUCCCCUCAGUACAAGUGACCACACCCACUGACAGUGUCUCUC